This is a messenger RNA of Poecilia reticulata (guppy), 2065 nucleotides long. RefSeq names its product retinal homeobox gene 2 (gene rx2). The record is from RefSeq and is a predicted model, not a curated record. Gene Ontology annotation, molecular function: DNA-binding transcription factor activity, RNA polymerase II-specific; RNA polymerase II cis-regulatory region sequence-specific DNA binding. Gene Ontology annotation, biological process: positive regulation of transcription by RNA polymerase II. Lineage: Eukaryota; Metazoa; Chordata; Actinopteri; Cyprinodontiformes; Poeciliidae.
UCCAAUUAAUAAACCUCUUAAAGCCUCUGGUUUUACUACCAUUCCCCCCCGACAGCUUUUUGGUGUCUCGUGUGGUUAAGGAGAGUUUUGUCAGGAAAGAAAGACGUUACUUGUUGCUGCUGCUAUUGCUGCUGCAUGGAUCACAAGCAUUAGGUCCUUCGUGCAAUUGUUUGCAGGGGAUUUGAAGGACUUAACUGGGAGUAACAAGUGCAUACAGAAGAUAUUGUUGGUGUACUUAUGGCCUACAACAUGGACACUAUGUGGGAGGUAAAGUGAAACCUAAAGAGCAAGAUGAAAGUUAGUUCUGCUGCUUUCAUCGUUGAAGUAAUCUUUGGAGCACCUUAYUCUUGGCGUUGUCUGCUUUCCUGCACAUGAACUAGAACAAGAGCGUUCGACAACAGCCAGAAGCCGUUUGCUGUUUUUAACCAAGAAUASUGAAGGAGAUCCGAAAGGCUCGGAUGCAUUUAUCAAUGGAUACCCUUGGGAUAGUGGACGAUAGUGGACACGGAAUAGUGGACAACUAUGACAUGGGGAAAGGCGCCGGGUCGAGCGCUGGAGGUCGGGUCCACAGCAUCGAUGUCAUUCUGGGAUUCACUAAAGACCAGGAGACUUUGCUCCAUUCGGUGGGAGGCGGGGACAGUCCGAAAGACUCGAGAGCAAACGCACAGGAUCCUGAAAAGACGGACCCAUACGGGCAUCUACCAGAACUGGGUGACGGCUCCCAGCAUGCUGCCUACCAUGAGUCUGACCUUUUCUCCAACGAUAAGUGUGACGAAGAAAUAGACAACCUGCACAAGGAGGUGGACGUUGCUGAAGACUCUCCAGAUGGAACUAAAGAGGAAGAGCACACUAAAAAGAAGCACAGAAGAAAUCGAACCACCUUYACUACUUACCAGCUUCAUGAGCUGGAGCGAGCCUUCGAAAAGUCCCACUACCCGGACGUCUACAGUCGGGAGGAACUGGCAAUGAAAGUCAACCUGCCUGAGGUUCGCGUUCAGGUGUGGUUCCAGAACCGAAGAGCAAAGUGGAGACGGCAAGAAAAGAUGGACACCAGCACCAUGAAGCUCCACGACUCCCCAAUGUUAUCCUUCAAUCGGCCCCCCAUGCCUCCCAACGUCGGCCCGGUGGCCAACCCGAUGCCACUCGACCCCUGGCUGAGCUCGCCUAUUUCCAGUGCCACGCCCAUGCACACCAUCCCAGGGUUCAUGGGGUCGCCUCAGGCCCUGCAGCCCACCUAUUCCAGCCACAGCUUCCUCAACAGCCCACCUGGCAUGGUCCAAGGCAUGCAGCCCAUGGGCCCACCUCCGUAUCAGUGUCCACCAAGCUUCAACGAUAAGUACCCGAUGGAGGACGACAGGAGCUCCAGCAUCGCYGCGCUUAGGAUGAAGGCUAAAGAGCACAUUCAGUCAAUGGAUAAAACUUGGCAGCACAUGUGAUUUUGCUGCCUAAUGUGAAUGGAUCUCUCUCCUUUGAAUGUUUACAGACUGCUUUUUGAUUCACAAACCAUUGACGGUGAUGUGUGGAACCAAAGAUAUAAAGAACUAACUCUUUAAAAAKGAACUUCUCAAUGUCUUCUUCGAAUAUGACUAAUUCUUAGGAGACUGGUAAAACUUUGGUUUUGCUCCUCCCAAUGUUUAGGCAUAGAUUCCCAAAUUAGACACUUUUUGUCCUGGUAUAAAUGUGCACGUCUUUAUUUUAGACUGUAUUUGCAUCCAGAUAUAUGAACAGAAAGGCUGGUUAAAGCCAUUUUGUCAGAGGUAGCUAUGUUUGUUAAUGGAUUUUAUUGACAGAUGUGAACAAAUUUAUAUAUGUUUGAUGUCUUAACUACGUGGUGUUCUGAUUUUGUUUUGGUGUUUGUUCAAAACAUAAGUUUAUAGGUCUUUCUACAGCUGCCUGUGAAGAUUUUGCAAGAAACCCUGAUAUGAAAAUGUCUUCUUGAGGACUAGCGGCCAAUAAAUUCUGCUUUGGAGGUUUUGUACAGCUGUAAAGUUCUCACUGUUUUUGAAUGAUGUAAUAUUUUUUGUUUCUCUAGGCUUUACGGGAUUAAAAACAUCUUGUUUUUUUU